CUGGUGGGUGAGGGUCCCGCUGGGGACCCGCCAGGGGGCCGCGGGGAGCCCUUCUCUCGCCACAGGUCCUGGCCGAGGGGGCCAGGGCGCCGCCCAGAGCCGCUGCGGCUGCGGGCGCCUUGCGGGUCGCGGCGGCCCGGGGGUCCCACCUGCGGGGGCGAGACAAGGCGGGGGUCCCGGCGGCCGCGACCACGGUCGCGCCCGGGGUUGAGCCUCGGCUGCCGCAGGCCCGGGAGGGGACCCCGGGCGCGCGGCGGCCCCCGCCGACUUCCAGGUGCCCCGGCGCCCCGGGCUCCGUUCCCGCGGCUGUCCCCGCGGCCGAGGCGGGGGCGCUGACCUGCCCCUCCCACACGGGGGCAGCGCGACCCUGCUCCGCGAAGUUAGUUUCGCUUUUCCCGCCGGUCGGGAGCCGGAUCUGCAGUGUGGCCCUACUGGCCCCCUCGGGGCUCCCCUGCCCUGCUCGCCGCGCCUCCCCCGGGGAGUCCGCCGGGGCGACACCCCGGGCGGCGCCUCCCUCUCCGCCAUCCCGGAGCCGCCGCAGCUUCUCCCGGCAACCAGGGGGGAGCCGAGUGUUGUGUCAGCAGAUCGAUGGAAACAGAAAAACCAGAGCAGCCUGGGCCGGUCGGUGGCCCCGCGGGAAGGGUCAGCCCGCGGCCAGGGUGUGUGGGGACUUGGUAAUUGUCCUGUCCGAGUUCAAGGCGAGGGCUCCUGGAAUGCUCACUGGCCCCUGGCGCGCGGGCUUGCCCCGAUGGGAGACUGCAAGCAACACUGAGGGCCCACAGUCUCCAGAGGCCGCCGACCAACCUUCCUUGGGACUUCUGUCUGGGCCUCAUCGCAAAACUGGACGGGAGGCCCCACGAUUGAUGAGUUUGCCCUGGGAGUCAGUGCGAAGGUGAAACCAAAGGUGAACAUGGGUCAGAAGGUCACCGGAGGGAUCAAGACUGUGGACAUGAGGGACCCCACAUACCGGCCCCUGAAGCAGGAGCUCCAGGGCCUGGACUACUGCAAGCCCACCCGCCUGGACCUGCUGCUAGACAUGCCCCCCGUGUCCUACGAUGUCCAGCUGCUCCACUCAUGGAACAACAAUGACCGAUCGCUCAAUGUCUUUGUGAAGGAAGACGACAAGCUGAUCUUUCACCGGCAUCCGGUGGCCCAGAGCACGGACGCCAUCAGGGGCAAAGUCGGGUACACGCGCGGGCUGCACGUAUGGCAGAUCACGUGGGCCAUGAGGCAGCGGGGCACCCACGCUGUGGUGGGGGUGGCGACAGCAGACGCCCCCCUGCACUCCGUCGGGUACACGACCCUCGUGGGGAAUAACCACGAAUCUUGGGGCUGGGACUUGGGGCGCAACCGGCUCUACCACGAUGGCAAAAACCAACCAAGCAAAACAUACCCGGCCUUUUUGGAGCCGGAUGAGACAUUUAUUGUCCCUGACUCGUUCCUCGUGGCCCUGGACAUGGAUGAUGGGACUCUGAGCUUCAUUGUGGAUGGACAGUACAUGGGAGUGGCUUUUCGAGGACUCAAGGGCAAAAAACUGUAUCCUGUAGUGAGCGCCGUCUGGGGCCACUGUGAGAUCCGCAUGCGCUACUUGAAUGGACUCGACCCCGAGCCCCUGCCGCUCAUGGAUCUCUGCCGCCGCUCGGUGCGCCUGGCCCUGGGCAAGGAGCGUCUGGGUGACAUCCACAUACUACCGCUGCCGGCCUCCCUCAAGGCCUACCUCCUGUACCAGUGACGCUGCACCCCUGCAUCGCCAGCACGCCGGCCACCUGGUGCCGCCGCACCCUGCGCCUCGGACCGGGAUCCGGCCCCCGGGAGGAAGUGCCUGCUCUUCCUCCCCGUCCUCCCCGCCGCCCCAGCCGGCCGCCCACAGCUUAACACAGGCUCCUCCAUUCCCUGUCCCCACGUUGGCAGAAGCCCCCCGCAUGCCGUGUCCACAGGCCCUCUUCGGAAGAAGACACAGAGAACAGACUCCUAGGAAGCCCUCCACCGAGCCCCGACCCGCCCUCGGGGUGGCGCAGGGAUCCCCGCCCCCCCCGCCCCGCCCCGACCUGCCAGGUCCCGGGAGGAGGUGCCCCGGCGCCAAGAGCAGAUGCCAGGGGCGCUAAGAGGUGCUCAGAUGGGGGCCCGGCCACCGCAGACAACACUCAGGACGUCAGGAACUCACCGCGGACACCGAGGCAGGAGCCCAAACGGAACCUCCACAGGCGCAUACGAGUGCCCUGCGUCGGCCCCGGCUGUCAGCCCCCCGGUACCCUGUAUUUAUUCUUUUCACAAUGACAAAAGCCAUUUAUUUAUUCCAUUUAGAAAGGAAACCUGGUUUCUUGCCCUCUCUCCGGAGUGUUCUGUUGCUUUGCUUCCACCUGCCCCUCCCUGGGAUGUGUGCGCCUCACCCGUCCCUCUCGUGGGCCGUGGUUGUGGCUUGUCCUCACGUGGGCACAAGGGUGUCCCUGUGUGGGUCCCCAGACCUACAGUUUCCGGGCGUUCUGCUCUGGGUUCCCGAGCACAUGAGAGUCUUGGGGGGCCCGUCCACAAGGGCUGUGGCGCUCCCCGUGUCUCCAGGCAGGAGACAGACAUCUUUGCACGUGGUUUUCCUCCUUUAGUCUUCUGUGGGGGGGUUGUGUGUGCUUUUGCUUUCCUAGCUGAAGACCUCCCAUGUGCAUCCUCAGAAGCUCUGCCUUCCCAGAGCCGGAACUAAGAAGGGAGGAUGAUGAGUGGGUCUCCGGCCCCAGGGAAGCCAGGGGCGCGGCGGGGUGGGGAGACCAGAGUGAGGUCGUGCCCCUCGGAAGCCAGUGCAGGCCUCCACUUCGUGCCCCCGUCCGGGCUCUGCGCCCAGGGGGAGCAGCCUCAGCUCAUCACGACCCCCCAGAGCCGCCCGAGGAGCAGGGCGGGGUGGGGCGGGGCAGCCAGCAGAAGAGGGCCGCUCGCGCCCUGCCGCAGCCCCCCCACGUAGCAGACCCCAGCCCCUGCCGCCGCACUCACCGUCCCUUUGAUCUUGAAGUCAACUCGCUUAGAAUCUGACUUCUGUUCGUUUCUGUACAGGUACAAUAGAUGACUUUAUUUGUUUAAAUGUUUAAUAUAUAUACAUAUAUAUUUGUCUGUAAGAAUUACGUUUUAAACAGCUGCUGUAGGGUACCUUUAAAAAACAAAGUCUUCCCGUGGAGUAUAUUUUUUAAAGCACAAAAUUGGUGCCAAGUCUGGGUGAGGGAUGUAAAUUACCCCCUUAUUAUUUUGAGUUUUUUUCCAAGGACGGGGGAGAAACCUUACCUGUAAGACUUUUAAAGACUUUUCCUCACUCCUGUUUCAGGGUGGGUCAUGUUCUCAUGAAUGUUGCACACGAGAGAGUUUUACUUACACAGAUGCCAGCCGAACCGCCUUGACCCAGCGUUCUCCCGCCGAUGCCGGAUGGAUUGCAGGCUCUCAGUCAUCUCUCUGCACCUCUGUCCCCGGCUUCCCAAACCUCAGCCCCACCCUUCUUUCCUCUCCUCCCAGAACCUUGUGACCUGUACAGUUUUAAAACUCCUGUUCUAUUUUAUGAUGGUUAAUAAUAGUCAGUAACCUAAUAAAGGAAAGUUUAUUAAAAUACAAAA
Mirounga angustirostris (Northern elephant seal) is the source of this 3587-nucleotide messenger RNA. RefSeq names its product splA/ryanodine receptor domain and SOCS box containing 1 (gene SPSB1). The record is from RefSeq and is a predicted model, not a curated record. Gene Ontology annotation, biological process: proteasome-mediated ubiquitin-dependent protein catabolic process. Gene Ontology annotation, molecular function: protein binding. The transcript has 3 exons. NCBI's taxonomy places the organism in Eukaryota, Metazoa, Chordata, Mammalia, Carnivora, Phocidae. Gene Ontology annotation, cellular component: SCF ubiquitin ligase complex. Bases 911 to 1732 code for a protein of 273 amino acids.